This is a messenger RNA of Thamnophis elegans (Western terrestrial garter snake), 1289 nucleotides long. RefSeq names its product tRNA-yW synthesizing protein 3 homolog (gene TYW3). The transcript has 6 exons. The record is from RefSeq and is a predicted model, not a curated record. Gene Ontology annotation, molecular function: tRNA methyltransferase activity. NCBI's taxonomy places the organism in Eukaryota, Metazoa, Chordata, Lepidosauria, Squamata, Natricidae. Gene Ontology annotation, cellular component: cytoplasm. Gene Ontology annotation, biological process: tRNA methylation. Bases 70 to 813 code for a protein of 247 amino acids.
AGACCGGUCCCAUGAAGGCCGCCAUUGUUGCCGUCUGGGGGCGGGAGGCCGCUCCGGCUGCUGUUGCUGAUGGCCGAUUUCAAACGCUGGAAAGAGCAACGGCUAUCGCGCGGAGAUGCGAGCCGAAAGGGCAGCGUGGACGAGCCAAUUGAGGAGAUCGUCCGGCUCCUGAAUGGCCGCGAGACUUUCUGCACCACCAGCUCGUGUUCGGGACGGGUGGUGGUGCUGGAACAGCCUCCGGCUGCCGCCGCCACUGCGGGUACUGCUGGCUUUGAAAUACAGAAGCAAAGCUGUACUUGGCUUAUGGUGACCCACCAAUUAUGUAGUACAAAAGACGUGCUUACCGCCUUGCAGAAGGCUGCGGCUGAUGCCAUCUUCAAAUUUGAACCAUUUGUUCUCCAUGUGCAAUGUCAAGACCUGGAAGAUGCACAACUUCUGCACACCGUGUCUAUAGAAGCUGGGUUCAGAAACUCUGGUAUAACCGUUAGCCGGAAAGGAAAAAUUAUGAUGGCUGUCCGAAGUACUCACUGCUUAGAAGUUCCACUAAGUCAGAAAGGAAGACUAAUGGUCAGUGAAGAAUAUGUUGACUUUGUGGUUCAAGUUGCUAAUCGGAAGAUGGAAGAAAAUUGGAAGAGAAUUAACAGAUUUUACAAUUCUUUGAAGUUUGCACUAGAAAGCAAGAAUCACUCCAUGACUUCUCUCUCGGAGGAGAAAGAAAAAGGAAAUGGCAUGGAUUCGGGUGGAAGAAAAAAAUCUCAAGCAACCAAAAAGGAUGGCGGAAGUCCUUCACACCAAAAUAAAAAUGUAGAGUGAAGAUGACAGUCAAAGCAAUACUAAUAUUUUUCACUAAAUAUAAAAUUGUGUGAAGUAGCCCUAUAUAUCCAUUAUGUUUGUAUAAUGUAGUUUUUUUUUCUUUGCUCUUUAUAAGAGCUUAGCUUAUUGUGCUCUAGAACAGGGGUGAGAAUUUAUGGCCCUUUACAACUUGUGGACUUCAAUUCCCAGAAUUCCUGAGUCCGUAUGGAGCCAUAAUUGUAUAACUCUGCUCUAGAAAGUAACAUGUUGUUUACACAGUUUGCUUAAGUUAUUAGCAAGGUUUUAACUGCCAUAUAAUAUAAGUGAACUUAUGGACAGUUUUUGGUCCCGGAGUGUGCCUUCCCUGUUGUAGCACAUGAAAUGUAUAGAUACCUUUAGGAGAAAGUGUUUUUAAUUUUUUUACACCAGUGAACAAUAUGCAAUAUCACAAACUUGUACCUACGACAUGGCCACAAUAAAUACUGUUUUGCUCUGUG